Messenger RNA from Staurois parvus, 397 nucleotides. The record is from the annotation of a GenBank genome assembly. Lineage: Eukaryota; Metazoa; Chordata; Amphibia; Anura; Ranidae.
AUGGAUUGUAUACACCUGUGUCCAUGGAGGGGAUUGGAACACCUGAAUCACAUGAUAUGGAGGGGAUUGGAACACCUGAAUCACAUGAUUGGGGGGAUUGGAACACCUGAAUCACAUGAUAUGGAGGGGAUUGGAACACCUGAAUCACAUGAUUGGGAGGGGAUUGGAACACCUGAAUCACAUGAUAUAGGGAGGGGAUUGGAACACCUGAAUCACAUGAUUGGGAGGGGAUUGGAACACCUGAAUCACAUGAUUGGGAGGGGAUUGGAGCACCUGAAUCACAUGAUUUGGAGGGGAUUGGAACACCUGAAUCACAUGAUAUGGAGGGGAUUGGAACACCUGAAUCACAUGAUAUGGAGGGCGGGGACAAUAAUUUUGGCAUUAUAGAGAACAUCCA